AACAUUUUUUCACUUUCUUUAACUUACUGUUUUUCUACAACUCGUGUGUAGGGGACUGACCUGUGACAAGUGUGCAUCGUGCAAUUUGGUGCUGACCUAGAAAACAAAAUACUUUCUACCAUCCUUUUAAUAUAGAACUACCCCCCACGUGAAAUGAAAUAUCAAAGUCGUCAAAGAAGAAUUCCUUUGAGAAAAGAAUCCCUCCUCUUUUCACUUGGCACAGGUGCCUGAGUCACACACUCGAACCACAUGGACACACAGUGGAUUUGGUGAAUUCAGCGGCCCCUGUAGGCCUGGUGCCCCAGGGCUGCUGUGUCUCUAUGCACCCUGCAGGUGGGGGGGGGGGGCAGGGGGAUCCCUCGCAAGUGAGUGGACCGAUGACAUUUAAAGAAACUGCAAAUAUCUCCAGAUGAAAAUACAUGGCGUCCUGUGGAGGCCAUGUCUGGAUACGGCUUUGGGACAUAUAUUGGCCCCUCUUUGUAACCUGCGGCCCCUGAUGGAGAAAAGAAACCCUGGACUCCGCCAAUGACUGCAAGUUUUGAAUUCAGACAUUCAGAUUUCUUUCCGAUUCAUCCUCUUCCUCCAGACUGCAGCAGAUGAUGAGGAGCCCUGCAUGCAUGUUGAAUGUGUUUCUAAAUAACUGCUGAUGAGGAUGAGUGGAAUAAAAUCAAAUAUGCCGUGUAGGAGCUGCAGUGUUUUACUCGGAGCAGCGGAGGAGGAGGAGGAGAAGAUGUGACACCGCCUCACGUUGAUGACGCGCGCCAUCGGGAGACAUUUGGACGGAGUCUGUGCACAAGCCGCAUCCACCGAGCAACAAAUGGUGCCUGUGAGCCGGGGAUGUGAUGCUGGAGACCGGGGGAUGUGAUGGACGAGAGGCGCUGAGGCUGCACCGCAGAGCCCGCAGCAGCAGCAAGAGGACGAGCCGCGCUGUGUCAUCUGUUGAUCGGAUUGGAGAAGGAAUCAAGCGCAUUAUCAUGAGCUGCCGCGGUCCCGCUUACAGGUGAAAUUUGAGGAGAGUGAAAUGAUCCCAAAGUCCGGAAAAUCUCCAGCAGACUCCCGGAAAAGUGUCGGCAUCCAUGAGUUCGCAGCCCUCGCCAGAUCCUCCUUAAAUGGCAUCUCGCAGGCAGUGAGGGACCAUGUGACCAAGCCCACCUCCCUGGCUCAGGGCCGGGUCGCCCACCUCAUAGAGUGGAAAGGUUGGCCCAAACCCGCAGACCCCCCGCCGGCCGCCCACUCCCAAAUCAGCUCCUAUUGCCAUCUGACUGAAGGAGAGAAGGAGGCCCGGUUUGCUGCAGGGGUGGCGGAGCAGUUUGCCAUCGCUGAGGCCAAGCUGCGAGCUUGGGCCUCUAUGGACGACGAUGAAGAGGAAGACUCCGUUGAUGAAGACUCCUCCAGCGGCGGACAGACUCACACCUUCUCCUUCCAGAGCUCAGACGCCACCACGUCCAAUCCUGUUACAGCCCCACACCAGCCUGAGGGGGGCAGCAGUGAGGAGCCACCCUCCGACAGUCCCCUUGGCUCCAGCAGCAGCAGCAGCCUGCUCUCUGGUCGGCCUGGGUCUCACAGUGACCCACAUUCAUCCCAGACCAGAUCACCCACUUUACCCAGCGACCGCAUGCCUCCGUUCCUGGAGGAAGAGGAGCGGCCGGGCUGUCACAGGAAGCGGCUGGCUCCUUCGCAGGAGGAGCACAGUGAGGUCUGCAUCCACCACAAGCCAGAGUGGAGGCCUCAGGGCCGGAGUGGCAGGUUCGACUCCUGCUACUCCACCUCGUACUCGGAGUCUCCUGGAGAGGAGGACGAAGAGGACGAGGACGAGGAGGGCAGCGUGUUCCACGAGGCGCGGGUGUGGCACUGCGGCCCGAGGAGCUUCUUCUCGGACAGGGCCUCCUCUGGGGUGGCCUCGUUCGAUGAGGAAGAGGGGAGGGAUGACGUAGAGAAGAAAAAGGAAGAUAAAGAGUAUUAUAUGUGAUGUGUUGUCCAUCUUUAUGUCUCUUUGAGUCCGUGUUGAUUCUGAAUAUGACGUAAUCUAUUCUGUUUUCUAUGUAAACCUCUCACCACCUCCUCUUCCUCCCUCCUCUCCCUCCUCCACUCCCUGCCUUCUGUCUCGGCCUUCGGGCCUCUCAUGUACUGAUCUCGUUCAACCGUUUAUCGCUGCUGUGAACAUCUAAGUAUAUCAGACAGGCUCAACCAGAAUGUAAAGCUGUUGUUCAAACUGAGUUUUGUACAUUUUAUUGUGAAGAGUCAUUGUGUUGCUAUUGCAUUUUCUAUUGAUAUUUUGUAGUGUUGUUUUAUUCUGGGUCAUGCUGUGUCAUGUGGGGCGGGCUAUGUUUGAUACUGAAUGUCCGAUUGUCCUGCGUACACACACAUACAUAUAUAUAAAUAAAUAUAAAAAUGAUU
Molecule: messenger RNA, 2397 nt
Organism: Platichthys flesus (European flounder)
Lineage: Eukaryota; Metazoa; Chordata; Actinopteri; Pleuronectiformes; Pleuronectidae
Gene: fam131aa
Product: family with sequence similarity 131 member Aa
Exons: 5
Coding region: 1022-1969 (315 amino acids)
Source: RefSeq, a predicted model, not a curated record